CUGGACAAGGUGAAGUGGAGAACGUUAGGUACGCGGUUGCGAUCUGUCAGUCUACUCGCGGAUCGCGAUCGUAGUAAACCUGCGAAUCUGGGAUAUCCUCCAGCAGACGAGGAGACGGUCAUUAGUUAUUUGUUCCAAUAUUUAAAAUCCAUUAGCCCUAUAGUUUGUCCACAAAAAUUAAUUUUUUCUCCUUUUCAAAGUGCGAAUCACGUGUCCCUGCUUUCACCGCACGCUAUUAACAAAUCGACACCGCCUCAGUUACCUGUAGACACUCGGUAACGUCUUUAUAUAAUUCAGAUGAGGUAUGGGAAACAUGUAAAGAACAAAUUGAAAGUUCUCGUUUUUUUCGCGUGAUUCGUUGACACCGAAAUUAUUCGCGUUGAAGUAGAACAGCCACAGCCCGAAAAGAUGACGGGAUCCUCUGCUACUGAUCAGCAUAACAUAAGUAACGGUCAAAAGUUGACACCGUGUGAUAAAAAUGGAACGAUAAAUUCGCCAACUGAACCAAUCUCAAAAUGGAGAGAGGCGGCUCCUCAAAUCCUUGCUGUCGCAGCGAAAAACCUCCUCCUUAUCGGGUUCGGCUGCACCCUUGGCUUUUCGACCAUCCUCAUUCCAGAAUUACAGAAACCUGAACCUGAAAUCUUCGUCACGCUCGAGGAACUGACCUGGAUCAGUAGCAUGAAUUUGAUCUUGGUGCCGGUGGGUUGCCUGGGCAGCGGCUUCAUAUCGCAGUAUCUGGGAAGGCGAAAAACCAUGAUGCUGGCUAAUGGACCGUUCGUAGCUGCCUGGCUUCUCUAUCACUACGCUUACAAUUCCACAAUGUUAUUCUGCGCCCUCGCGUUGACAGGGUUGACCGGAGGUCUGCUCGAGGCUCCGGUAUUAACUUACGUUGCAGAAAUCACCCAGCCGCACCUCAGGGGAAUGCUGGCGGCAACAUCGACGACUGCCGUAAUUUUUGGCGUGUUUAUACAGCUUUUUGCUGGCAGCUUAACCAACUGGAGGACCGUCGCCUUGAUUAACAUGGCACUGCCAGCGUUCUGCUUCAUUUCCCUCCUAAUGAUUCCUGAAAGUCCCCAUUGGCUCAUCGGCAAGGGUCGUUUCGACGAAGCCGUAAAAUCUCUGCGCUGGCUCCGAGGCUGGGUGAGCGAAUCCCACGUCAACGACGAGUACAACGGUCUUUGCGAGUCCAUUCGACGACCGUUGGCAAACGGAGAGCUCGAUGCCGGUGAUAGCAAGUGGAAACCCUACGCGAACCGUUCCUUCUACGUUCCAUUCUUUUUGGUCUGCUGGGGGUUCUUCGUUGGAAAUUUCGGAGGAAUGGCUGCUCUUCAAACAUUCGCAGUCUUCAUAUUCUCCGAACUCAAAGCUCCCAUAGACGAGUAUACAGCCACGGUCUUACUCGGCGCUGCCGAACUCAUCGGCACUUUAUCCUGCGUGAUGUUGAUACACUUUACGGGAAAACGGAAAUUAUCGAUAUUCUCUACUCUCGGCACCAGUGCCUGCUAUCUCAUUGCCGCAAUCUACAAGUCAAUGCUCGACCAUGGGACCAUUGAGAAUACCGAGCACGCCUGGUUACCAACUUACGCCUUGAUCGUAUCCGCUUUCUUAUGUCAUGUAGGAAUAAGGCUGCUGCCUUGGAUUCUCAUCGGCGAAGUUUUCGCACCAAGUGUUCGCAGUGGAGCAUCCGGAGCUUCAAGUUCAUUCGCGUACGUCUGUACGUUCCUUGUGAACAAGGUUUUCCUUUACAUGGUCAACGGGAUAACGUUGGCUGGAACUUUUUGGUUUUACGCGGUGGUGGGUCUCGUCGGGUCACUUGUGAUAUACUUUAUCCUUCCGGAAACUGAAGGUCGAACCCUGCGUGAGAUCGAGGAUCACUUUUGCGGCAUUCGCAAUUUAAAUGAAAGACCCGAAAAGCCAGCGCUACCUGGCAAGCAGAGAUGGGCAGCCACGAAUCCUAUACCGGUCACGGAUGACAUCGAGAGCAAACUUUGAUCAUGCAUAGUCCUGUAAUUCGCAGGAUCGAUUUCCAGAGUUACAUCUAUGAAUUAUCUUCAACUGAAAACUGGUGAUUCGACAUUCGAAACCAUUGAUGCUGAUGUUGUACUCGGUUCCAGCAGUUUUAAAUGGCCCAUGUCGUAAUACUUUAGCCCUCAAUUAACCAAUAGUGUUGGAUAAUUAUCAAAAGUUAAAAACCAAUUUUUCGGCAUCACCACACACAUGAAGACAUGGUGGCUCGGACCGUAAUACUGAAGU
Messenger RNA from Athalia rosae (coleseed sawfly), 2253 nucleotides. RefSeq names its product facilitated trehalose transporter Tret1. Bases 409 to 1992 code for a protein of 527 amino acids. Gene Ontology annotation, molecular function: transmembrane transporter activity. NCBI's taxonomy places the organism in Eukaryota, Metazoa, Arthropoda, Insecta, Hymenoptera, Athaliidae. The record is from RefSeq and is a predicted model, not a curated record. The transcript is spliced from 5 exons. Gene Ontology annotation, biological process: transmembrane transport. Gene Ontology annotation, cellular component: membrane.